AUGGCUGACUCCAAGCCAACGGUCUACGUCUUGGACCCUUACCAUCCAGAUGCCAUCGCGGCCCUGCAGCAAUCAACCGACAUCAAUGUCGUCCUCCCAACAGAUCCAAACAAGAUCCAAUACGCAGAGAAUUCCACUGCAGUAAUGCUUCGUAGCGAGACUCGUCUCGGUGCAGAUGAACUCGCGAAAUGCAAAAGGCUCAAAUACAUCGUCAAGCAAGGCGUUGGCGUCGACAACAUCGAUCUGAAAGCUGCUGCAGAAGCGGGUAUCAAGGUCUACAACACUCCUGGUCUAAAUGGAGAGGCCGUUGCUGAACUUACGCUCGCAUUGGCCUUAACACUCUCGCGACGAGUUGCUGAGAUUGAUCGUCGGACAAAGAACGGUGAGGUUAUCGUGAGAAGUCAGACGCUGGGAAAGAGCUUGUUCAAAAAGACCUUGGGAGUUAUUGGGAUGGGAAAUAUCGGGUUAGCUGUUGCGAAGAAGUGGGUGGGGGCUAUGGAAGGCAGUAUUGUCGCUUAUGAUCCAUUCUCAGAUGGGAAACAAUGGCUCAGCACUUUUGGAGAGACCAGAUUUCGCCAGGUUUCAAAGCUACAUGAUCUCCUGAGAGCAUCAGAUGUCGUAACCCUUCAUCUUCCUCUCACCAAAGAUACCGAGAACAUCAUCUCAACCGCAGAGUUUGGGGCUAUGAGAGAUGGUGCAAUUCUGCUCAACUGCGCUCGAGGUGGGAUCGUUAACGAGGAUGCAUUGUUAACUGCACUGAAUAGCGGAAAGCUUUUUGGUGCUGGCCUUGAUGCGAUGAUGGUUGAACCUCCGACUAUUGAGGCAUACCCAGAAUUGCUAGCGUUGCCGAAUGUUGUCUUGACGCCGCAUGUUGGAGCUUCGACAGUUGAGAAUCAGAGUCAGAGUGGUAUGGCGGUUGCGGAGAUCACAAUGGCACUGUUGAGGGACCACGAUGAGCCUCUUCAGCCCAAAGCCCAUCAAAAGCAAGCAAAAAAUAGAUUUAAUCUCAGGAAACACAUAUGUCACCCAAAAGACACUAUAAUGCCCAAGACAAGGCGCCAGCGAAGAGAAUCCCCGCCCCGCCCAAAGAAAACAGCCCGAUUGACAUGCAACAACUGUCGUGCUCGCAAAGUCCGCUGCGACGGAGGCCAACCCGUCUGCGGCAUCUGCAUAGCAUACAACGAGACCUGCCAGUAUGAUCGACCACCGCCUAUGACGCAGAUCCGCGCCAUGGCGGAUAAGAUCGCGCAGCUUGAACAGACGAUCCAAGACCUACAGAAACAGGAUGUUACCAGCACUGCUCCUUGUCAAACCAGUGCGACAGUCCUAACAGAGAGCGCAAUAGUACCAGCACUGAUAGAGCCUCUUCCGACCAUCGAGGUUGCGGACGGUAACAUGGAUCCCACUCGGUCUUUCUACGACACUACAUCCGCGGUUCACGAUCCUGGAGAUACGCCAUCGCAAGCAACAACGGGUCAAAUCACUGUCGCACAUAGCCCUGAAACUCGUCAGCCUCUACCAAUGGAAACCCCCGAGCUGAAGUUCUGGGAGGAUCAAGCUGUCGAGAGCGCAGCAGUUUAUCUCAGCAUUCCUGAGGAGGUGAUUCGACGUCUCUUUGCGACGCAUUGGACAUGGGUUCACGCCAACUUUAUGUUUGUCCCACGAGCUUUAUUUCUUCGUGAUGCCGCAGUCGGUGGGAAAUUCUUCUCCCCAUUUCUGUUGAGCGUGUUAUGUCUGCACUCGACGCGUUUUAGGGAACGGCAUUUAACAGAACAACUCCUUGCCAGGGCAAAGUUGGAGUUCAGCCAUGAGAUACACAAAGAAGGAUCCAUACCACUAGUUCAGGCAUUGCUGCAGUUUAGUGCUCGCGAAAUUGGUAGAGGAUCUGUAUCGCAAGCUUGGCUGUACGGCGGGAUGGCUUUUCGAGUUGCUGUUGACAUUGGUCUCUUCUCGCUAUCACCCAAGACGUCUGAGGAUGUCGUAUGGUUGCAACUUGGUCGGCAUCUCGCAUGGUCUUGCUUCUUCUGGGAUAAGACUUUGAGUCUAUAUCUUGGAAGAACACCGUCAUUACCAGAGCCUCCGAAAUGGGACCCUGCUUUACCAGAAGAACUAGAAACCAAGUUAUGGCCGCCUUAUCCCAUUCCAGAUGAUGAAGCACUCCAGACUUAUCAGCCGAGACCAUCGCAUUUAUUGCUGUGUUUUGCAUAUACUUGCAGGAUCAGCCUUAUCAUCAACGAUAUUCUCUUCAGUAUUUAUGGAAGUAAACGAACCAAAGAUGUCUUGGACUUUGUGCAAACUACGAGGGAGAGGCUGCACGCCUGGCGUUCAAGUUUACCAAUAGCUCUGCACGUGGACUACCAAGGCCAGACAUGCCCGCCUACACAUUUCGUAGCUCAGCAAAUGCUGUACCAUACCACCAUAAUCCUACUUCAUCGGCCAUUUCUCAAUAACCCAGCGUGCUGGAAAGCAUGCCAAGAAGCCUCUCAAGCCGUAGAGCAACUUCUCCAGCUCCUCGAUAACACAUUCGGCUUCCAGCGAUUCACAUACAUCAUGGCCUACUGCACCUACACCGCAGCCACAGUCGUCGUGCAAGACAUGAAAAGCGGCAGGCCUGAUACUACCCAGCGAUUCAAGAUGUUUAUGAGAGCGCUGAACGCCAUCACAGUUAGCUGUCCCGGUAUACAGCGCAGCAUCGAUAUUCUGACAAGGGGUCUUGGUACGGUGUCAGUCGAGCAAGAACCCCCGGCUUUUCCGGAGCAGGCCCCGCAGAUACCGGCUUUUCCUUAUACGGACUUUAGUUACAUCUUUAGCGAAGGGGUGGAUGAGACGAGUCAUGACACGACUGCGAGCUCGAAUGCGUUCUUUAACCUUGAUUCUUUUCCACAGUUGUGGUUUAAUGAGUUCUCGGAUAACGUGGUUGACGACGUUCAUGUUGAGAAUCCAAUGUAG
Molecule: messenger RNA, 2949 nt
Organism: Fusarium tjaetaba
Lineage: Eukaryota; Fungi; Ascomycota; Sordariomycetes; Hypocreales; Nectriaceae
Product: pathway-specific regulatory
Exons: 3
Coding region: 1-2949 (982 amino acids)
Biological process (GO): regulation of DNA-templated transcription; DNA-templated transcription
Molecular function (GO): zinc ion binding; DNA-binding transcription factor activity, RNA polymerase II-specific; oxidoreductase activity, acting on the CH-OH group of donors, NAD or NADP as acceptor
Source: RefSeq, a predicted model, not a curated record